Rhipicephalus sanguineus (brown dog tick) is the source of this 665-nucleotide messenger RNA. Its product is annotated as alpha-tocopherol transfer protein-like. Lineage: Eukaryota; Metazoa; Arthropoda; Arachnida; Ixodida; Ixodidae. The record is from RefSeq and is a predicted model, not a curated record. Gene Ontology annotation, cellular component: membrane. Gene Ontology annotation, molecular function: phosphatidylinositol bisphosphate binding.
UAAAUAUUGUAGCGCGACUUCAUAUAUCUACGUGUAACUUCCAAACAGUUAGUGUUUUAAGCCUUUUCCCCAGUGAAAUCAGCGUUUGCUAAUGUUUAACUCUUAAGACAGAAACGUAUACAGGUCUUGCGGCUAGACAAUGCUCAAGUUCAGGUAUGUACAAAUGCUAGCCAUGUCGUUCUGAACCGUGCUUUGAUAAUCUGUUCGGCACGAAUAUCUCUAAAUGCAUAACGAGAACGCACGCCUCUUGUAUUGCAGAGGGAAAAAAGCCACGAUGUCCAGUGACAAGAAUGGGAACAUUCUGGAUGCCGUUGCAUCCCCUGAAGAUUUGCGAGAGGUUGCGCAGCAGGAGCUGGGUGAAACGGCUGCAGUAAAGGAGCAGGCUUUGAUCCAGCUGAGAGAGCUAAUCCUAGGUGAACCCUUACUCGACUGUCCUACGGAUGAAUCCUUUCUCCUCAAGUUUCUACGAGCUAGAAAGUACGACGUGCAGAGCACCUUCAAGAAUGUUAAGAAGUACUUCAAGGUUCGAAGGGACUACCCGGAGAUGUUCGAAGAACUGAAGCCUUCCAACGUGCCUUUCGACGAUGCCUGCCGUAAGCACCGACUUGUCACGGUGUCCCGGAAGACAGACCCUAAGGGGAGAGCUGUGGUAAAGUUCAGAACAG